This is a messenger RNA of Malaya genurostris, 1681 nucleotides long. RefSeq names its product putative ATPase N2B. Gene Ontology annotation, cellular component: cytoplasm; mitochondrion. Bases 159 to 1538 code for a protein of 459 amino acids. Gene Ontology annotation, molecular function: ATP binding; ATP hydrolysis activity. NCBI's taxonomy places the organism in Eukaryota, Metazoa, Arthropoda, Insecta, Diptera, Culicidae. The record is from RefSeq and is a predicted model, not a curated record. The transcript has 6 exons.
GACGUUUCAUCCUCGUGCCUGCUGACUGCCAUUUGGUUUGUAUCUCUUCCGUCAUUAGUUGCGAGUACCAGUUUGCUUCCUACCCUUUCCUUACAUAAUAUGCUCAAACUUGACCUAGUCAGUAUUAAAUCUCGCAGAUUGUUCCUCGCUCGAAAAAUAUGCUGUUCCUUGCGAGAAACGCCGCGAGUGGAGUGAAACUGUGUUCCUGUGGAUUAGUCAAGAUCCUUCACGGACGGUUCUAUUGCAGUCAGCAGCAACUAGCGGCCGCCACAACAGCGUCUGGCCGUACUCCAAUCGAGCAUUUGGAGGACAAAAUUGCUCGCUCGGAAAUUCAACGAGACCCACACCAGGAACGGAUUACUGAGGCCUUGCAGCAUGUCUACGACAACAUUCAAAGCUACAGUCCUCCGGAACCAAGCAGUGGAUUGGGAAAAUGGUUUGGUUUGAAAAGUGCUAAAAAGGUGCAAGCUCCUAAAGGUUUAUACAUAUACGGUAGUGUAGGUGGUGGAAAAACCAUGCUUAUGGAUAUGUUCUACGAUUGCUGUGAGAUAAAUCGCAAGCGACGGGUGCACUUCAAUUCGUUUAUGACAGACGUCCACUCGAAGAUUCACGAGAUUAAAUCCAAACAGGUCCGUGACGUUACGAGUGCCAAACCGCAGCCCUUCGAUCCUAUCAAACCGGUUGCCGAGCUUAUCAGUGAAGAUUCCUGGCUAAUUUGUUUUGAUGAAUUCCAGGUCACAGACAUUGCGGAUGCGAUGAUCCUGAAACGAUUAUUCACCUACCUUUUUGACAGCGGCGUUAUCGUGGUGGCAACAAGCAAUCGAGCCCCCGAUGACUUGUAUAAAAAUGGUCUACAACGAAGUAACUUUGUGCCGUUCAUUGGGGUGCUCAAAAACCAUUGUGAUAUUGCCACCUUGGAUAGCGGGGUCGAUUACCGGACAGCGACACUGAAAGGCGAAGGAUCCCAUUACUUUGUUAAAACACAAGGUGACGCCAAUGAUGCUAUGAAUAAAAUAUUCAAGGUUUUAUGCUCCCAGGAAAACGACAUGAUUCGACCCAAAACUUUUACUCACUUCGGACGUAACAUAUCGUUCGCCAAAACUUGUGGACAAGUUUUGGAUAGCACAUUUGAAGAACUCUGUGAUAGGCCUCUCGGAGCAUCCGAUUAUCUGCAAAUAUCGCAAUUUUUCCACACCGUACUGAUAAGGGAUAUUCCUCAGCUGAAUUUGAAACUGAAAUCGCAAACAAGACGAUUUAUCACGCUUAUCGACACGCUUUACGAUAGUCGCGUUAGGUUAGUGGUCUCCUCGGACGUUCCGUACAAGCAGCUAUUUUCGAACGACGUACCAGAAGAUAUUCACACCUCGGACGAGCAUCGAAUGCUGAUGGACGAUUUGAAAAUCACCAAGGACUCCAAGGACGCCAGUUCAAACAUCUUCACCGGCGAAGAGGAACUGUUCGCCUUCGAGCGAACCGUGUCUCGUCUGGCAGAAAUGCAAUCCACCGAGUAUUGGAACCUGUGGGAAAAACAUCGAUAGACGCAGACGCAGGUGAAGAUCAUUCUCUUGUACUUAAAGAAUGCACAAGUUACACUGAUUGUUAAGGUUCUAGUUAAAAAGUUAUUUAUAUGAAAUGUUGUAAAUAUAUUUAUUUCCAUUGACGCAUGUGGUGUCAGUCAAAA